AGCAUCUUGUACAAUCUAUUUGGAGAUAUUCGUUUCACCUUUUUCUUCUUUUUGGUUCAUCAUCAAAAAUACAAUAUAAGCACAGCUCAGCGGGGAGAACAAUGCACUGCCGUGAGAAGUUGGAGGCAGGAUCCGAGGGUGUUGAUCAAUGCGUCUUAAGUCUUUUUUUAUGAUUUACUCUUGCGUGCAUAAGCGCACCGAGGGGAUUUUGUGUACAUUAGAUGGCACGGUCUCUCCUAUUUUGGUACCUUUAACUGUCGUUGCUUUGCUUUGCAAACAAAUGUGCCAGGUUUUGUGAGGGGAAGCAGCGCGUCAGCCCUGGCGCUCAUUAUUGUUGUGGAGGAGCAGAAAGCGAUUAUUAUGUUUCUGAUCCAACCCUGCUACAGCAGCAUUUCUCAGUGGCUCCUCUUGUUUUUGAAGUAGAUUUGAUUAACUUUCCAACGCGCCACUAUAUCCUUCAUAAGAAAGGCAGUGCAUUCAGCUUAAUUCUCCUGUCCAGUGUAGGUUGUUCCAGGGGCAGGUGUAGAAUCCCUCGGUCCCUCUGCGCUUGUGGACACAUCGUGACAGGUGUGUGCUGAGCGGGAUUGGCUGGGAGGCUCAAAGUGAAGCGCACCGAAAGGAGUUUGGAAGACUCGUCAAUGAGCGGAAGACUUCAGAACCAAGGACAGUUCCAAACAGCUGUCUGGCAAACAUGCCCAAAGUCAGCAACAUCUGGACUCUGCUCAUCUCGUCAAGCUCUUUAAACAUUUCUGUGUAGUCUGCCGGUGCGAGGAGGACGAGCCAACACAUCCAGGAGGGGAAAGGAAAUAUAAGACAUGCUGUACUUGCUGAGGGAAGACUUGAAAGUGAACGGCCUCCAGACUGUGUGAAGCUCUAUCUCGCUCUACUUCAGCCAGCUAAACCCUCCUACCUGUUUCUACCAUGCUGCAUGUAGUGCUGUACCCCAAGUGGAGGGCCAACUCAGCCCAUUACUGGCCCCUCCACAUGUUCCUGUUGGACCUGCUGAUAGUAGGAGUCCUGCCAAGUAUUUCCAGAUUUCCCCCUGCAGCCAAACGCGAGAUCAUUGUUGAUGGGGACUUGGUGAUUGGAGGCCUGUUCCCCGUGCAUGGAAAAGGUGAGGGGAUGGAGGACUGUGGGAAGAUCAACGAGGAGAGAGGAAUCCAGAGACUGGAGGCCAUGCUGCUGGCACUUGAUGAGAUUAACUCCAGCGACCGCAUCCUUCCCGGACUCCAGCUGGGCGCCCACAUCCUGGACACCUGUUCCAAGGACACCUACGCUCUGGAGCAGUCCCUAGAUUUUGUCAGGGCCUCUCUCACCAAGGUGCAGGAUCCAGGUUUCAUCUGCCCAGACGGCUCCAGGCCCGUCCAAAACGAUAUUCCACUGGCCAUUUCUGGGGUUAUUGGAGGAUCCUACAGCGACGUCUCAAUUCAGGUGGCCAACCUCCUGCGUUUGUUCCAAAUACCUCAGAUCAGCUAUGCCUCCACAAGUGCAAAGCUCAGUGAUAAGACCCGCUAUGAUUACUUUGCACGCACCGUGCCCCCUGACUUCUACCAGGCCAAGGCCAUGGCGGAGAUCCUGCGUUACUUCAACUGGACCUACGUGUCAACAGUGGCAUCAGAGGGUGAUUAUGGUGAGACCGGCAUAGAUGCCUUCCAGCAGGAGGCCCGCACUCGCCAAAUCUGCAUCGCCACUUCAGCUAAAGUCAGCCGCUCCAUGAACCGCCAAGGUUACGAGAAUGUGAUCCGUUCCUUGCAGCAGAAAUCCAAUGCCAGGGUGGUCAUCCUGUUCACCCGUAGCGAGGACGCCCGUGAGCUACUGGUUGCUGCUGCUCGAAUGAAUGUCAGCCUCAUAUGGGUGGCAAGUGAUGGAUGGGGGGCGCAGGAGAGUCUUGUAAGAGGCAGUGAGACUGCAGCAGAAGGAGCUUUUACCAUUGAACUAGCAUCCUAUCCAAUCAGAGAAUUUGAGGACUACUUCACCAAGCUGAACCCAUACACCAACACGAGGAACCCAUGGUUCAAAGAGUUCUGGGAACACCGGUUUGGUUGUAGCCUGCAAGAGCCCGGUUGCAGUGAACACAGCUUACGAGACGGGACUUUUGAGCCGGAGUCCAAGAUUAUGUUUGUGGUGAAUGCUGUCUAUGCCAUGGCCCAUGCUCUGCACAACAUGAGACAAGCAGUAUGCUCCAACAUGUCCAAAGUCUGUGAUGCCAUGAAACCAGGCAAUAACAAAAGAUUUUAUAAGGACUUCAUCUUGAAGACCAGAUUUGAAGCUCCAUUCAGACCUGCUGACACAGAGAGCAUGGUGCGCUUCGACUCUGUUGGUGACAGCAUCAGCCGCUACAACAUCUUUCAUUACUCUAAAGAAGAGGAUAAGUUCAGCUACAAGAAAGUUGGCUAUUGGGACCAAAUACUCACCCUGAACACCACCCUGGUGGCCUGGCAUGGCAAUGUUCCUCCGACCUCCCAGUGUAGCGACCCCUGCAAGAAGAAUGAAGUGAAGAGCAUGCAGCCCGGAGAUGUGUGCUGCUGGAUCUGUAUUCCCUGUCAGCCCUACCAGUAUCUGCUGGAUGAGUUCACCUGCGCUGACUGCAGCUUCGGUCAGUGGCCGCUGGCUAACUUGACUGGCUGCUAUAAUCUGCCUGAAGAGUACAUCCGUUGGGAGGAUGCCUGGGCUAUUGGGCCUGUAACCAUCUCCUGUCUUGGCAUAUUGUGCACCUUGUCAGUAGUGGGUCUGUUCUUCAAACACAAUGAAACACCUGUGGUCAAAGCAAGUGGACGGGAGCUGUCAUACAUCCUCUUGCUAGGAGUGCUGAUGUGCUACAGCAUUACUUUCGUCUACAUCGCCAAACCUUCCACUACGGUUUGCACGCUACGUCGACUUGGUCUGGGCACUUCAUUUGCUGUGUGUUACUCUGCCUUGCUGACCAAAACCAACCGGAUUGCUCGGAUCUUCAGUGGGGUGAAGGAUGGAGCCCAGCGGCCGCGCUUUAUCAGCCCAGGCUCCCAAGUAGCAAUAUGCUGUGCUCUUAUCUCCUGCCAGUUGCUGGUUGCUGUUAUUUGGCUUGUAGUGGAAGUGCCAGGGGUACGGAAGGAGGUGACCCCAGAGAGGCGAAAUGUGGUCACUCUGAAGUGCAACAGCAAGGACACCAGCAUGCUUAUGUCACUCACCUACAACUGCAUCCUCAUCAUCCUCUGCACUGUUUAUGCUUUCAAGACGAGAAAGUGCCCUGAAAACUUCAAUGAGGCCAAGUUCAUCGGGUUUACAAUGUACACCACCUGCAUCAUCUGGCUUGCCUUCCAGCCUAUCUUCUAUGUCACUGCCAGUGACUACAGGGUGCAGACCACCACCAUGUGCAUCUCUGUCAGCCUCAGUGGAUCAGUGGUUCUUGGCUGCCUCUUUGCACCGAAAAUCCACAUCAUCCUGUUCCAGCCUCAGAAAAAUGUGGCCACGCUCAGAGUCACAGCCAACCGCUUCAGUGCCACAGUGUCUACUUCCGCCUCCGCUCCUGGCUCCAACUACUCAAAAGGAUCAGCCUCCAACUACGUCCCUGCGGUUUGUAACGGCCGUGAAGUGGUGGACUCUACAACGUCCUCUUUGUGAAAAAGCAGCUCAUCUUAUCAGUCACCCCUCAGUCAGACAGGGCUGUGUGCGACUGACCCUCACACCAUCUCACGCGUCGCAGAGACACCUGUCAGGACAGAAUGAGUGAAGCAGCAAGAGUAACUGGAACCGUGAAGGCUAACUGAUGUUUUUGCAUCGAGCAGUAUGUAUGAACUGUAAAGACCUUUUCUUUUUUUUGUAUAGAUUUAAAACGCUGUAAUCUCCAUGAUUUACAGGUAGAUGUGGUACAUAAACCGUGCCUUGUCCUAAAAGAGUCUUGUUGUCAAAUGGGUGGUUGUGAAGCAGUAGUACUAAGGAUGUUCUUAUCUUGUCCUAAUAGUGCUGUGACUAUAUCCAAUGUUGUAGAUAUUGUGCAAAAAAAAUAUAAAGCUGAAGCUGUGAAAUAAAUUAAGCUCUCUAUUAAAAUGUGACUAACCAUUGUUAAAAGAUGAAAACUAGGUAACUAGGCAACAUUAAGACCAUGUAUUGAUUUAGACUAGUGAAAAGGUAUGUGCUUUAUUGUAAUUUAUGUAAAUAGUAUGUUU
Messenger RNA from Cololabis saira (Pacific saury), 4145 nucleotides. It is a transcript of the gene grm2b, whose product is annotated as glutamate receptor, metabotropic 2b. Bases 922 to 3600 code for a protein of 892 amino acids. The record is from RefSeq and is a predicted model, not a curated record. Gene Ontology annotation, molecular function: group II metabotropic glutamate receptor activity. Gene Ontology annotation, cellular component: membrane. Gene Ontology annotation, biological process: regulation of synaptic transmission, glutamatergic; G protein-coupled glutamate receptor signaling pathway. NCBI's taxonomy places the organism in Eukaryota, Metazoa, Chordata, Actinopteri, Beloniformes, Belonidae. The transcript is spliced from 6 exons.